This is a messenger RNA of Closterium sp. Naga37s-1, 2505 nucleotides long. NCBI's taxonomy places the organism in Eukaryota, Viridiplantae, Streptophyta, Zygnematophyceae, Desmidiales, Closteriaceae. The record is from the annotation of a GenBank genome assembly.
AUGAUUCUCUCCGCCGGCGAUUCCGUCGCCACCGCAGGAGGCGAGUCCGUCGACCUGGACGACACUGACGGCGACCACCUCCUCCCCAACGCAACUGUGCCCGCGCCGCCCCAAAAUGGCACAUCUGACGCCGCCGCCGCUACUCCCAGCGGUCGCGGCGGUCGCGGAGGUAAAGACAACGGUAACGGCGGUCGUAACGGUGGCGACAGGUGCCCACGGCACCGGCUGAGUCUGAGCAUGGACCGCCCCCAGGUGGCGGCGUUCGCGGGGCUGCUGCAGCGGCAGCAGGCGCAGGUGGCAUCUGAGGCGGGCGUACCCAAGGACGGGCUGCUCUACAGCUACAAGCACACGUCCAACGGCUUCGCCGCGCGCCUCACGCCGCGCCAGGCGUGGCGGCUGCGGCGCCACCCCGCCGUGGCGUCCGUCCGCGCCAGCCGCGUGUUCCGCCAGCAGACGACCGACUCUCCGCAGUUCCUGGGGCUGCCUGGGAAGGUGUGGCCGGCAAUGGGCGGGCAGAGCAAGGCGGGCGAGGGCACGGUGGUGGGGAUCGUGGACUCGGGUAUCUGGCCCGAACACCCGUCCUUCAGCGAUAAGGGCCUCUCCUCGCAGCUGUUGGAGAUUACGUGUGUUGGAAGCAAGGCUCGUGCGGUGAUCUACUUGGGAAUUGCGGCGAACGAGCGUGCGUGGCGAGUGUGGGACUUGGGCGACAAGUGCGUCGUCACGUCUCGGGACGUGGUCUUCGAUGAAGACAAGUUCCCGUCGAAGGAGAAACCCACUCAACAACUCACCUUCAUCCUUCCGCCACGAGAGGAGGUUGAAGAGAGUGAGACUCCACCUCAAGUGGAGAAGGAAGCCGAUGGAGGGGGAGCGAACAACGAGGAGAGCAUUGAUGAUGUCGUGGAGGUGUCACCAACCGAGGCGGCAACUACCUCCACACCUUCCUCCCUACCAUUGGCCUUGACCCACGAGCGUCGUGAGCAGCUGCCCGCGGGGUGGAAGGGCAAGUGCGAGCAGUCGAGCUCGCUCCGGUGCAACAACAAGGUGAUCGGCGCCAAGGCCUUCUAUGCCGGCUUCCAGCGGGAGUUCGGCCGGCCCGUGUUGACCAAUGACUGGCUCACGCCGCGAGAUGCGAACGGCCAUGGCACAUGGUGCGCGGGGGCAGCCGCGGGGAACCCCGUGAAGAUGCAAAACGGCGGGCAGAUGCGUGGUAUGGCGCCAGCAGCGCGCAUUGCGGUAUACAAGAUCUUCUGGACGGACGGCAACGGGGAGGUAACCGCGUCGGAGUCAGAUAUCAUCGCAGCCGUCAAUCAGGGCGUGGCGGACGGUGUGGAUGUGCUGUCUCUGUCUCUAGGCAGCAAGAUUCCCGAUCCCGAAGACAACUACUUCAACGAUCUCGCUUUCAUGCGUGCCAAUGCUGCCGGGGUGUUUGUCACCUUUGCUGCCGGCAACGAGGGGCCUCCCGGGCGUGGAGGGUACUACCGCACGCUUGACAGCUUUGCGCCUUUCUAUCUCACUGUUGGCGCCAGCACCAUCGCCCGAGGCGGUGCCUCCCUCGCCUCCUCUACUGCCGGCGCUCAGUCGCUCACUCUUGGUGCCAACACCAGCAGCAACGGCGCGGACGGCACGGGCGGCAGCAGCAGCACGGUUCUGACUGCCGACGGCGGGAUCACCUUCACCUCCUACUCCACCUCCGCCCCGGUGGUGGCUGACUUCUCUUCCCGCGGCCCCCUGCUGCCGCCCUCCGCAACGGCCCAGCCCCCCAAGCCAGGCAACGCCAUCCUAAAGCCCGACAUCAUCGGCCCCGGAGUGGACCUCGUAGCCGCUGCUCCCGGGAAGAAACCCGGCGAAGUCGGUGGUGUCUUCGUCGCGUCGGGCACUUCCAUGGCCACACCGCAUUUAGCCGGGCUAGCCGCAUUAAUAAUCCAGAAGCACCCCAACUGGACCCCGGCGCAGGUGAUGUCAGCGCUGAUGACGACGGCGCGGGUGACGGACACAAGCAAUAGCCCGAUCAAGAGUUCUACGGGCGGGGAGGCCACCCCGUGGGAGAUGGGCGCAGGCCACGUGUUCCCCCCGGCCAUGCUCGACCCCGGGCUUACCUACGAUGCCCGGGACCGCGACUACCAGAAUUUCCUGGCCGGGCAGGACCUCAACCGCGCGAAAAAGGAGUUCCCAGGGGUGGCGCUCUCUCCUCUGGCUGUUCGAAACCUCAACCUGCCCACCAUCACUCUGCCUCGCCUGCAGGGCUCCCUGCAGGUCACACGCACCGUCACCAACGUGGGGCAGUCCCGGUCCACAUACAGCGUAUCUGGGAAGCCCCCGCAGGGCGUGAAGGUGACUGUGGGGCCUAUGAGCCUUACGCUGGCUCCCGGGGAGAAGGCCACCUACACGGUGACGGUCACGGUGGAUACCCCCAGUAAUGACUUCAAGUACGGGUAUAUAGUGUGGGCUGACGACCAGGGCCACAAAGUGCGCUCUCCCCUCGUGGUGCAACCCAUCUCCCGCUGA